Messenger RNA from Aspergillus tanneri, 318 nucleotides. RefSeq lists its product as uncharacterized. The coding region runs from base 1 to 318 and encodes 105 amino acids. The transcript has a single exon. Lineage: Eukaryota; Fungi; Ascomycota; Eurotiomycetes; Eurotiales; Aspergillaceae. The record is from RefSeq and is a predicted model, not a curated record.
AUGAAAGCGUCUACCACUCUGAUGCUCCUCAGCUUGGCUGUUGUUGGCCUCGCUACGCCUCUGAAACGUGACGUCGACUGGACGGAGAAAUAUGUCAAGCCCGAAACCCGGGAUGUCGAAUGGACUGAGAAAUACGUCAAACCUGAAGCUCGCGACGUCGACUGGACCGAGAAGUACGUCAAACCUGAAGCUCGCGAUGUCGACUGGACCGAGAAGUACGUCAAACCUGAAGCUCGCGAUGUCGACUGGACCGAGAAAUAUGUCAAGCCCGAAGCUCGUGAUGUCGAAUGGACUGAGAAAUACGUCAAGCCUGAAUGA